Messenger RNA from Sphenostylis stenocarpa, 1638 nucleotides. Lineage: Eukaryota; Viridiplantae; Streptophyta; Magnoliopsida; Fabales; Fabaceae. The record is from the annotation of a GenBank genome assembly.
AUGGGUUUCAACAUUCAACCUUAUGGAAUUCAAUCCAUGCUCAAGGAAGGCCACAAACACCUUUCUGGUCUCGAUGAGGCGGUUCUCAAGAACAUCGACGCCUGCAAACAACUUUCCACUAUCACUCGAACUUCCCUUGGACCCAAUGGUAUGAAUAAGAUGGUUAUAAAUCAUUUGGACAAGCUUUUUGUCACGAAUGACGCAGCGACUAUUGUGAACGAACUUGAAGUUCAGCAUCCUGCUGCCAAGAUUUUGGUUUUGGCUGGGAAGGCUCAACAAGAGGAGAUUGGGGAUGGAGCUAAUUUAACUAUUUCAUUUGCUGGGGAGCUCCUGCAGGGUGCUGAGGAACUUGUCAGGAUGGGUUUACAUCCGAGCGAGAUCAUCAGUGGAUACACUAAAGCAAUCAACAAGGCUGUUCAAAUAUUGGAUGAACUGGUUGAGGAAGGUUCGGAGACUAUGGAUGUUCGUGAUAAGGAGCAAGUUGUUUCUCGUAUGAAAGCAGCUGUUGCUAGCAAGCAGUUUGGUCAAGAAGAUACCAUAUGCUCACUUGCUGCUGGUGCAUGCAUCCAAGUAUGUCCAAAAAACCCUGCAAACUUUAACGUGGACAACGUUCGUGUUGCAAAGUUGUUGGGAGGGGGCUUGCAUAAUAGCACAGUAGUUCAAGGAAUGGUGUUGAAAAGUGAUGCUGUCGGGACUAUAAAGCAAGCAGAAAAGGCAAAGGUUGCUGUGUUUGCUAGUGGUGUUGAUACAUCAGCAACUGAGACUAAAGGAACUGUCCUCAUACAUUCAGCUGAGCAGCUAGAAAAUUAUUCAAAAACUGAGGAGGCUAAAGUAGAGGAGCUCAUUAAGGCAGUAGCAGAUUCUGGUGCCAAAGUGAUUGUCAGUGGGGGAGCAGUAGGAGAAAUGGCUUUGCAUUUUUGUGAGCGUUACAAGCUUAUGGUUCUGAAAAUCAGCUCAAAGUUUGAACUACGUCGAUUUUGUCGAACAACUGGUUCUGUUGCUAUGCUGAAACUCAGCCAACCAAACCCAGAUGAUCUUGGAUAUGUGGAUUCUGUUUCAGUUCAGGAAAUUGGUGGUGUCAGGGUGACCAUUGUAAAAAAUGAAGAGGGUGGAAAUUCUGUGGCCACUGUUGUUUUACGAGGAAGUACUGAUAGUAUACUAGAUGAUCUUGAACGAGCAGUGGAUGAUGGAGUGAAUACUUACAAGGCUAUGUGCAGGGAUAGCCGUAUUGUACCUGGAGCUGCAGCCACUGAAAUUGAGUUAGCUAAAAGGGUGAAAGACUUUUCCUUCAAGGAGACAGGGUUGGAUCAGUAUGCUAUUGCAAAAUUUGCUGAAAGUUUUGAAAUGAUUCCUAGAACUUUGGCUGAGAAUGCUGGGCUAAAUGCAAUGGAGAUCAUAUCUUCUCUGUAUGCAGAACAUGCGUCUGGAAAUGCCAAAGUUGGCAUUGAUUUGGAAGAAGGUGUUUGUAAGGAUGUUUCAACCUUGAGCAUUUGGGAUCUUCAUGUGACUAAGUUCUUUGCUCUUAAAUAUGCUGCGGAUGCUGCAUGCACUGUACUACGGGUGGACCAGAUUAUCAUGGCAAAACCAGCUGGUGGUCCAAGGAGAGGAGAGCAACCUGCAGGCAUGGAUGAAGAUUAA